AUGAAGUUCUCCCCAACCCUCCUCUUGCUGUCAAUGACCUCCCCCCUCGCAUUGGCUAUCGCCUCCCAUCAAGACAACCCCGCCGUCCCUGCCCCCUCUGGCUCUGGUACUCCUGUCCUGCGUCGCUCUGGCGCGGGUGACACGACAGUCAACGCCCGCCAGCGUCGCGCUAUGCUUCGAAUGCGGCAACCGGGGACGGCCGAUGAUGAGGCUGUCGCUUACACGACUGAGGCAGCAGCGCCUGCCAGUACUACCGAACCCCCAGUUGAGGAGGAUGUGACCGAGGAGGAAGAAUGUGUAGAUGUUGAAGUCCCGGAUCUUGCGAACGGCACGCUGCCUCUCAAUGGGACAGAAGGGGGGAACGGGACGGCGAACGGGACGACGUUGUCGGAGCAGGAGUUGAAGAUCAAGAGGAUGGUCAGGGUCAAGCUGCCGGAUUAUAGACGGGAUGGGGAGGGGGUCAAGGAGAGGGAUGCUGAGGCUGAGCUGGGGUUGACUGCUUCGAUUGCCAAGCUGCUGAGGUGGUAGAUACUCUACGACCCGGUUUUGGGGUCGUGAUUGUACGAUAGGGACGACAGCAUGUCUGGAUAUCGGCAUACAGGACGGUGACACUGAAGGAUGUAAUAUGAUUGCAUGGAAAGGAGUUUUGCACAUGGAUUUGUCCUCACCUAGACCCGUAACAAGCAACGCUGGUCGUGACCAAAAAAAGAAAAAAAAGAGAAAGAGAAAAAAAAGAAAAAAAAAAAGAAACAGAACCAAAAGCCUAGAAAUCGUACAUCUAUCUCCAUCUCUAUCGUGAAAAUGUCUCGCUUCGCUGUCUAUACCCC
This is a messenger RNA of Podospora bellae-mahoneyi, 827 nucleotides long. RefSeq lists its product as uncharacterized. The transcript is spliced from 2 exons. Lineage: Eukaryota; Fungi; Ascomycota; Sordariomycetes; Sordariales; Podosporaceae. The record is from RefSeq and is a predicted model, not a curated record. The coding region runs from base 1 to 528 and encodes 175 amino acids.